Molecule: messenger RNA, 3914 nt
Organism: Vitis riparia (riverbank grape)
Lineage: Eukaryota; Viridiplantae; Streptophyta; Magnoliopsida; Vitales; Vitaceae
Product: pentatricopeptide repeat-containing protein At5g61990, mitochondrial-like
Exons: 2
Coding region: 185-3247 (1020 amino acids)
Molecular function (GO): protein binding
Source: RefSeq, a predicted model, not a curated record
AUAGCAGAGACAUGGAAGUGAGAAUUUGAGAUUUAUGGCCAAGGGUUAGGGUUUUAGAAAAUCACAGAUUCAUGGCCUAGGAUUUGGUUUAUUCACAAUCACACAACUUCUUCGAAAUUUCUCUCAAUCUUCUCUUUCCCAGUUUCCCUUCUCUACUGAACCCUAACAUAGCCGUUUUCCCAAGAUGUGGAGGCUCACAUGCCGAUCUUUCAUGGCGAAGCCCAGACCCAUUUCUCACAAAGCUGCGAGCUUUUCGUCCUCACAGGCUCUCACCCAAAACGAAGAUUCAGUACGAGAAAUCACCACCCUGCUCAACUCCCACAACUGGCAAGCCCUCAUGGAAUCUUCAGACAUACCCAAGAAGCUAAACACGGAUGUAAUUCGCUCCGUUAUUCUUCAAAACCAGGUGGGUGACCCCAAACGCCUCCUCAAUUUCUUCUACUGGUCCCAACACAAAAUGGGUACUAGUAAUGCCCAACAAGACUUGGAUGUGUUGUCAGCCCUUGCUGUUAAUCUAUGCAACUCUAACUGGUAUGGGCCUGCAAGCGAUUUGAUUAAAUGUAUCAUAAGAAAUUCUGACUCCCCAUUGGCUGUUUUGGGUUCAAUUGUUAAAUGUUAUAGAAGCUGUAAUGGGUCACCCAAUUCUGUGAUUUUUGAUAUGUUGAUGGAUUCUUAUAGGAAAAUGGGAUUUUUGGUUGAAGCUGUUAAUGUGUUCUUGGGUCCUAAAAAUUUCGAAUUUAGGCCCAGUUUGUUGAGCUGCAAUUCAUUAUUGGGAGACUUGUUGAAGGGUAAUAAGGUGGAGUUGUUUUGGAAGGUUUUUGAUGGGAUGUGUGUGCAUAAGGUAUUGCCCGAUGUGUAUACUUACACUAAUAUGAUUAGUGCUCACUGUAAGGUUGGAAAUGUUAAAGAUGCAAAAAGAGUACUUCUGGAGAUGGGAGAAAAGGGUUGUAGUCCCAAUUUGGUUACCUACAAUGUCAUUAUCGGUGGCUUGUGUCGAGCACGGCUUCUUGAUGAAGCUAUUGAGCUCAAGAGAUCUAUGGUUGACAAGGGCUUGGUCCCUGAUCUUUAUACUUAUGAUAUCCUUAUUAAUGGUUUUUGCAUGGAAAAGAGAUCAAGAGAGGCAAAAUUAAUGUUAUUGGAGAUGAUCGAUGCGGGUCUGAAGCCAGAACCAAUCACCUAUAAUGCGUUGAUUGAUGGGUUCAUGAGACAGGGUGAUAUAGAACAGGCUUUUAGGAUUAAGGAUGAGAUGGUCGCUUGUGGUAUUGAGGCAAAUUUAAUCAUAUGGAACACACUUCUUAAUGGGGUUUGUAAGGCUGGUAAGAUGGAGAAGGCAUUAGAAAUCAUGCAAGAGAUGAUGGAAAAGGGUGUGGAACCUGAUUCCCAAACUUAUAGUCUAUUGAUUGAAGGGCACUGCCGAGAGCAGAACAUGGCUCGUGCUUUUGAAUUACUGGAUGAGAUGAAGAAGAGAAAACUGGCACCGACAGUGUUGACUUAUAGUGUGAUAAUUAAUGGUCUAUGCCGAUGUGGAAACCUCCAAGGAACCAAUGCUAUUUUGCGGGAAAUGGUUAUGAAUGGUUUGAAACCAAAUGCCGUUGUGUACACAACUCUUAUGACAGCUCACGCCAAGGAAGGUAGAGUUGAAGAGUCAAGAAUGAUUUUGGAGAGAAUGAGGGAGCAAGGAAUUCUGCCAGAUGUAUUUUGCUACAACUCUCUUAUAAUUGGUUUCUGCAAAGCCAAAAGAAUGGAAGAAGCAAGGACUUACUUGAUGGAAAUGUUGGAGAGAAGAUUGAGGCCAAAUGCUCAUACGUAUGGAGCAUUUAUAGAUGGAUAUAGUAAGGCAGGGGAAAUGGAAAUUGCAGACAGGUACUUCAAUGAAAUGCUGAGUUGUGGCGUGCUGCCAAAUGUUGGAAUUUACACGGCCUUGAUAGAAGGGCACUGCAAAGAGGGAAAUGUGACAGAAGCCUUCUCAGUAUUUAGAUUUAUUCUUUCACGACGUGUUCUACAAGAUGUUCAAACUUACAGUGUGCUCAUCCAUGGUCUCUCAAGGAAUGGAAAAAUGCAUGAAGCUUUUGGGAUCUUCUCUGAACUCCAGGAGAAGGGUCUGCUUCCUAAUGCUUUCACUUACAACUCCCUCAUCUCUGGUUCUUGUAAACAGGGAAAUGUUGAUAAGGCUUUUCAACUUCUUGAAGAGAUGUGCAUAAAAGGCAUUAAUCCAGAUAUUGUUACUUACAAUAUCUUGAUUGAUGGGCUAUGUAAGGCUGGUGAAAUUGAGAGAGCUAAGAACUUGUUUGAUGACAUUGAGGGAAGAGGUUUGACACCCAACUGUGUAACAUAUGCUGCAAUGGUAGAUGGUUAUUGCAAAUCUAAGAACCCCACUGCGGCAUUUCAGUUACUAGAAGAGAUGCUGUUAAGGGGAGUCCCACCAGAUGCUUUCAUAUACAAUGUCAUUCUCAACUUUUGCUGCAAGGAAGAAAAAUUUGAGAAAGCUUUGGAUUUAUUUCAAGAAAUGUUGGAAAAAGGUUUUGCCUCCACUGUCUCUUUCAAUACAUUAAUUGAGGGGUAUUGCAAGAGUGGGAAGCUGCAAGAAGCUAACCGCCUGUUGGAAGAAAUGAUAGAAAAACAGUUCAUUCCUAAUCAUGUCACGUACACAUCCCUCAUUGAUCAUAAUUGCAAGGCAGGAAUGAUGGGGGAAGCGAAACGACUCUGGCUUGAAAUGCAGGAAAGGAAUGUGAUGCCAACUGCCAAAACUUACACUUCACUCUUACAUGGUUACCACAACAUAGGGAACAUGUCAGAGGUUUCUGCCCUGUUUGAAGAGAUGGUGGCAAAGGGAAUUGAACCUGAUAAAAUGACCUAUUAUGUAAUGAUUGAUGCUUAUUGUAGAGAAGGGAAUGUGAUGGAAGCCUGUAAGUUGAAGGAUGAGAUAUUGGUGAAAGGUAUGCCAAUGAGUGUAGCUGCAUAUGAUGCCUUAAUACAAGCCCUAUGCAAGAAAGAAGAAUUUUUUGAAGUGUUGAAAUUGCUUAAUGAAAUAGGAGAGAGUGGAUUUAGGCUCGGUCUUCCCACAUGUAGCAUCAUAGCUCGAGGCUUUCAAAUAGCAGGGAACAUGGAUGAAGCUGCAGAGGUUUUGCGAAGCAUGGCGAAAUUUGGAUGGGUUUCAAACACAACUAGUUUAGGUGACUUGGUUGAUGGAAACCAAAAUGGUGCAAAUUCUGAGGAUUCUGACAAUCUCUUAAAGCAAAUGGCUUAGGUGUUUUCUGAUUGGGAUCAACCCUGAUUUUGAACACUUUGAUUGAUCUCUUUCUGCUGCUUCAUAUCUGAUCAUUUAGCCUCACUGACGAGCAGAGGCAUGAAGAACAACCCUCAUCAAUGAAGUUAGCAGGUUGUAAUUGAUGCCACUGCUCUAUUUCCCACCAAACAGCUGUUUCAAAAUUUUCUGCCUCGAUAAUGGUGGAUGCUUACAACCGAGGAAUGGCAAAUUGAAGGGUUGGAAGGGUUUGAAUGGACCAAUAAACUCCCCAGUUGCUGGCACCCAAAAGACAAGAAUCUUCCUGGCCAUUUUGAGGCCAAUUCAAGCUUUUGAAUCAUGAAAGGUAGCAGAAGGCUUUGCUGUUAUAUUCAAAGAAAUCCUUUGAGAUACUGACAAAUUAGGCUAGAUACACUCCUUUGUUUGUUAUGUAUAGAUCUCUAGGCUCCCCUUGCCAUGACACAAGCUCAAAAGAUGGUCAUCCAUUCCUUUGAACAUCAUGUAUAGAUCUCUGGGCUGUUCUUGACCAUGACACAAGUUUGCAACAGCGUCUUUUAAGUUUUCUCUGAAACUGUUUGUUUUGAAUUAGGGUUGUUAAUUUCCUUGUCCAUAACCCAAAAAAAGGGAGAAUGCAAUAAUAAUGAAAAAAGAAAUCAAAGUUGCUCAUUUA